GAUCCCGAAGAUUUUGCGGAGCUUCUCGUAGCCAACUACGCAGCUGGGAAAAGCAGCGCCGCCAGCGUUCAAGUGACGGCAGAUCGGGCUGUUAAGUGGUCCGCGUCUAUUGGGGGCAAAGUCGCUGGAAAAGAUUUGGUUUGGAAGUUUUCCAAGCUGGCCGCAUCUGGAAAGCACCCUCAGAAUUCUGAAAGGGACCUUCAAGCUGCAGUGAGGAAAUUCGGCUUAAAGAUGAAUGUCAAGAUCGAAGAAGCCCCUGUUCGACUGUACAACCCUUCAACCGAGACCAUCUAUGAAGCGAAACUUCCUAUGAUUUGCCCGGUGUCAUUCGCCACUGCCAUUUGGCGUGAAGGGCCAGAUCUCUUCGAAUCCAUCUUUAUGGGCGCCGAAGGCAAAGCUGGGGCACAACGCUUUUGGACUAAUGCUCGGGAGAAUGCUUCGUGGUUCAAAGCUGCUGCCAUUCCCGAAUCUUCAUAUCCGGGCCUCCUGCCUAUCUACCUUUAUGGAGAUGAUGUCGACGCCUACAGGAAUUCGGAGUCCGGAGCUGUAUCUGCCAUUGGCUGGGGCUGUGACUUCGGCUACAAGAAUGAAGCAAUGCUGCAAACCUUGCUAUUGUGUGUUUAUGCUGAGUAUACUGCGUGUGAACACACUCACGACGACAUCAUGCUGUAUGCCUGCGAGAAAUUCAAGCAGAUGGCUGACCCGCACAUCAACCAUCCUUGGCACUUUGGCGGCUUCAAGUUCAUGCUCUGCAGCUGCAGAGGCGAUCUCAAAUGGAUUAACGCCAUCAAUGGCAAGCGCGUGUCAUUUUGGCUUGCAGACAUUUGCGUGCAAAGGCUACAACGAAAGGAUGCGACAAAUCUGGAUGAACUCAUUUCCACAUGUAUGUGGAGCUAUUGCGCUAUGCUGCGAGAAUUCGACGUAUGCGGAAUGGUUCUGACGACUGAGCAGGCUGCUUUGCUCCAUAAGUAUGGAAGCUUGCAUCUCUUGAGUUACGCGUACCUACGGAAACUGAGUUCCCAAACUGUUCGCAAACAGUUUCUUCGCUCGUCCUUCUGUAUAAUACCAAAGCACCAUUUCCUUCAACACGCUUUGGACGAGUCCAUGGACUCUCUCAUCAAUCCGGGUGUCUACAACCUGCUGGCCGCCGAGAGCUGGGUGGGAUCGAUCGGAAGGAUUUCGCGGAAGGUUCAUCGCCUCAAAGUGUCUACACGCACCAUCGAAAGAUACUUGUGCGUGGUGCGGCUGCAUCUCACCAGACAGAAGAAUCGGUUGCGGCGGCAGGUGUGA
Molecule: messenger RNA, 1290 nt
Organism: Symbiodinium necroappetens
Lineage: Eukaryota; Dinophyceae; Suessiales; Symbiodiniaceae
Source: the annotation of a GenBank genome assembly